AUGUGUAGUCUCCUCUCCAAGUUCCGACCCUUCCUUCCUCACUCUCCGUCAUCUCUCCAGCAACGGCGGAGGAGUCUCGCGUUUAGCAGCGCUCUUCCUACAACAAAGACGACGAAAGCAAUAGACGCAGCGUUGAUGAAGGAGAAAUGGUUGGAGUCUCUCACUCUCCCCUCACCACCUCGGAUUAAUAGCGACUCGAGCUGUGUGAUUGGGGUAGACCCAGACAUGUCCGGUGCUUUAGCUCUCUUGAGAAUUAACCACGUCUUGGGUUCUUCUGAAGCUCAGGUAUUUGAUACUCCUCACCUACCGGUUUUAGUAGGGACAAGAGUGCGGAAACGUUUUGAUGCAAAGUCAAUAGUUGAGUUGAUUCGAAGUUUAGACAUACCCUCUGGAAGUACUGCGUUUUUAGAGCAAUCAACUCCCUUUCCAAAAGACGGCAAACAGGGUUGGUAUAGUGGAGGUUUUGGAUAUGGAUUUUGGAUUGGAACACUUGUCGCGUCAGGAUUCUCGGUUGUUCCCGUUCCUUCAGCCUUAUGGAAGAGGCAUUUUCAACUUGCUGGUGGAAACUCCACAAAGGAUGAUAGUAGACGAGUUGCAUCGGAGUUGUUUCCUUUGCUUAGUUCGCAACUCAAGAGGAAAAAGGAUCAUGGUCGAGCUGAAGCAUUGCUCAUUGCGGCAUAUGGUGAAGCUCUUAAACCCACCACGCUUCAAGAAUUCGCCUCCUCUGACUCUGAGGUUUACUGUUUAGAAAACUAGUCAUUGCAAUGUUUUCUUCACUAUCAACUCUCAUUAGUUUCUUAUCAAACAGUUCUGAUUUUUAGUCGAUCCUUAACAUUGUUAACUUGUUAGUUUUUGUAUCUAGUUUUGAUUCGGAAUCAGUCUUUUUUAAGGACUGAAGUUUAUAUCUUAGUCUCUAUGUUAACUUUAGACAGG
Messenger RNA from Eruca vesicaria subsp. sativa (arugula), 933 nucleotides. Lineage: Eukaryota; Viridiplantae; Streptophyta; Magnoliopsida; Brassicales; Brassicaceae. The record is from the annotation of a GenBank genome assembly.